AUGUCAACCCAAACUGCUCUCGCCAUCACCGAGGUCGGAAAGCCCUUGGUUAAGCUUGACCUUUCCACUCACAAAGGCACCGAACUCAAAGACGCAGAGGUCCUGGUCAAAGUAACUGCUGCUGGCCGUGAGUUUACCCCCCUAGCCAAACUCCCCCCUCCAACGAGCCUAACCAUCCCAGUUGCCCCCCUCGACCAAAAAAUGCGCGACUUCGGGCGCCUAGGAAUCGGCGAGCGUCUUCCAUGGGUACUCUCCGGCGACAUCGUCGGCGAAGUGAUCGAGGGCGGCCCUCAGAAUAAAUUUCCACUUGGCACUCACAUCUUCUCUCAAAUGAUCUUCCAGCUGCCCCAGAGCGGCGGCCUGCAAGAGUACACCAUCCUCAAUAGCGAAUACGCAGCCGAGGUCCCCAAAACCAUCCCCGACACCGAAGCUGCCCUGUACCCCAUCAACAUCGUGACAGCGGCCAUCAGCCUCUUCUCCGAGAAAGGCUUUGGGUUCCCGCUCCCCGAGACACCGGAGGCGCAGGGCUUCGAUUAUGCGUCGCAGAAGGUCGCCAUUAUUGGCGGCGUUAGCGGGGGGGGCACAAUUAUUGUUACGGCGUCGCCGUCAAGCACGGAGCUGCUGAAGAGCUUUGGUGCUACGCAUGUCAUCUCGCGGCAUGAUUCUGAUGUUGAGGAGCAGGUUCGGGCGAUUGUCGGUGAUGAGCUGCUCUAUGUGUACGAUACUUUCAACUUUGGAAGCUUGGAUCUGGCGGCGUCUCUUCUUUCGAACUCCAAGAGGGGGACGCUGAAGAAGGCUGGAUUUGAGGAGAAGAGGACUCUAGGCUUCUCGAAUCUCAUUCCUGCGUUCGGGAAGGCGCUCUGGACGAAGCUACCGGAGUGGCUUGCCAAUGGCAAGAUUAAGCCCCUGGAAUACAAGACUAUUGACGGGUUGGAUGCUGAUAAGGUCAAUGCAGCUCUGGAUGAGUAUGCGGCCGGGCGGAGCGGUGUCAGAUACCACGUUCGUGUCUAG
Molecule: messenger RNA, 1011 nt
Organism: Penicillium chermesinum
Lineage: Eukaryota; Fungi; Ascomycota; Eurotiomycetes; Eurotiales; Aspergillaceae
Product: Dehydrogenase
Exons: 3
Coding region: 1-1011 (336 amino acids)
Molecular function (GO): oxidoreductase activity, acting on NAD(P)H
Source: RefSeq, a predicted model, not a curated record